Messenger RNA from Schistocerca cancellata (South American locust), 2320 nucleotides. Its product is annotated as A-kinase anchor protein 17A-like. The transcript is spliced from 6 exons. The record is from RefSeq and is a predicted model, not a curated record. Lineage: Eukaryota; Metazoa; Arthropoda; Insecta; Orthoptera; Acrididae. Gene Ontology annotation, molecular function: RNA binding. The coding region runs from base 179 to 2173 and encodes 664 amino acids.
UUAGCAGAAUGGUGACUGAAUGUAUAGUGUAGCUGUGUGAUUCAAAUGACUUUUGAAGUUGAUGAGUAGUGUGUCGAAGUAGAUGUCACAAUAUCGGCUGUACACAGAAACAAUAUACACGUGUUUAGUAGUUAAUAUUUAAUAUAGUCACUUGUUCCUUCACUGAAUAUUGGUUGACAUGAAUGUAAUUAAAAUUUGUGAAGACAUGAAGGACGCCGUUGACUUAUUUUCACCGCAGGGACUUUACCUUAAACCUAUUGCAAGACUGAACAUUUCGGUUCAACUGCCACUAAUGAAAUUUACCGGGAAAACUAUUACUAAUUCGGAAUUAAUGGACAAGCUGAAAAGCAUGAUUUUUCCUGACGAAUUCAUUACCUUAAAAGUUGUUAAGAGCACAUUGGAAUUCAUACGAUUCGAAGGUGAAAUUGAAAAUAAAUCUUGUUUGCAAAAUGUCAUAGCGAGAUUGGAUACUCGCACGUUGAAGCUAGCAAAUUUCAGCGAACCCUUGAAGAUACGAGCGGCAGAGGCAAAAAUAGUGUUUCCUACCAGGCAUAAUUGGGAUGCUUAUUUCAGAGACGCAAAGAACAUGAAUGAGACAAAACAUGGAGAGAGACCAGACACAAUAUAUAUAAGCAACUUGCCUUACAAAUGGUUCACGACGAAAAAGGAUAUUAUAAAGGGUAUUAUAAGACCAAGUGAAUAUAUACUUCAGAAGGUUUUUGAAGUAUUUGGUGACGUGAGAUGCAUUGACAUACCAGCUACAGAUCCAUUUAGAAAUAAAAUGAAAUCGCGGAAAACAGGAAUAAAUACAUUCUCGUUUGACCAAGAGCGUACAUUUGAAGCAUAUAUACAAUAUAAAGAAUACAUUUGCUUUGUAAAAGCAAUGGAUUCUUUGCGUGGUAUGAAACUGCUGUACAAGGAGGGAGACAGAGCAUACACAGCUAACAUAAAGGUUGACUUUGACAGAACUAAACAUAUGUCUGAUGAAUCCAUUCAGCGGAGACGUGCAGAGAGGGAGAGACUGAUUAAAGAGCGACUUAUUGAAAGGGAGAGGAUACUUUCACUACAUAGACAACAAGCAAAUAACUUGGAGAGACAGAAGAAGAAUUGGAAACAUGACGAAGAAAGCAGAUAUGAGAGAGUAGUAACAGACUUGCAGAAAGCGAAAGCUGAUGACAUGAAACAAAAAAUUGAUGAAGCUGAGAAACAAAAACAUUUAAUAGUGCAGCAAGAAGUAGAAAGUCUUCAGCUUUUGAAUGCUCUUUUUGAAAGAAUAAAGGUGAGAAGAAAGCACGAAGAAGAGGAACAACAAAAGCUAUUGCAACUAAAGAAUAUAAAAGAAGAAAAAGGUCAAAAAAAGAAAAAGGAUAAAAGAAAGAAGAAACACAUGCAGACCCAAGAAGAGAGAGCAGAAAAGAUAGAAAGGAAACUGCGUGAAAGGUUAAUAAAGAAGUACAAGCGACUACAAAAACUACAUGUGAAGGCAGAAGAGACUGAAUUUACAACACCGGCAUGUGAUGAGCAAAAUAAAUCCCAUUGCAGUAUCCCCUCUAGUAGUAAACAGACUCCAGAAAGGUCACCACAGAGCAGUAACUCUGGUUCUCCUCUCUGUCACAAGAAAAAACAUAAGAAGAAGCAUAAGCGACAUAAACACAAGUCCAAGACAAAGCACCGCAGAUUCCACAGGCAAAUGGAGCAUCGGCCUUAUUUCAAACGUGUGGACAAUUACAUUUAUACUGGCUGCAACAACUACUUCUAUCACAGUCCUACAUUCCAAUGUGUACCAGGUGGUUAUACUACCCAUGAUUUCUUUUCACCACAUUGGAAUCCAGAGUUUCAUGGUAGGCAUUUUAGUCACCAGACACAGACUCCACAUUGUGGUGACAUCAACGAUGGCUAUUGCAGAUACUUCAAGAAACCAUCCGAAGCUAGAGCUAAAUCUGCCGAGGAAAGUGGUGAUCCUAGCAAUUCACUGAGCUCUCAUUCAAGAAAGAGAAAGAGAUCAGAGUCUAGAGAAGAAUGUUCACGUGACAGUACCAGUCUCUGUAACCACCCAUCAUCAGUCUCAAGUAAUUUAUCAUCUCAUAAGCAUGAAGAGAGUGGUGAAAAAUCUCUCAACCAUCACAAAAAUUUAGAAGUACAAACAAAACACAAGAAGAAAAGCAAAAGAUGACAAUUUACUGAAUAAAGAUGUUUCUUACAUUCUUCAAUUGAAUGUCUGUGUGUUAAUAUUUUUAUGAUCUUGUAGCAAACAAGAUAAUAUUGUAUAUUGUACCCUCAUUCUUUCUGUAUAAAGACUAGUAAAAAUAAAUGAAGAUAA